AUGGGGCCAGGGCGGUCACCCUCUAUCACUCGGUCGCGCGGAAAUGGUGGGGAUGGCGGGGCAAUCGAUCGCGAUAUUGACUUUGACGAAAAAGUUUUUGGCGUGCCGGAAACAUCGACGCAGAGGAUGGCCCUAUAUGUACACCUUCAGGUAUUACAACUCCAAGCCAGACCAGAGACAAUCUGCGAGAUGAUCGACCCAAUACAAGGUCGUCUAAUGGAACGAUUGUCCGCAGCCACAACUGAUGGAGCAGGAAUCAUCCAGAUUAGCUCUGAUAAGAAUUUGGCCAGUCUUACUCAUGACCUUCGAAGUCUUUUGUACGACGGAGUUGCGCAAUAUACUCUCAUCUACUCCAAAAUUGACACGCCAACGCCGCGAAGCCUUUCUCCCGCCGCUUUCGUUCUCCUGAGCCGUGAUAAAGGGUGCUAUGUGGACAAUGUCUGGAUCGAACGUGGUCAGACGAUUUGGAUUCAAACCGAGGCCAAAGUCACAAUAGGUAGCAUGUUCUUAGCCAUCAAGCCAGGUGCGAUAUUGCAGAACGAAUACCUGGGCGACUCCGAAAGGCUCUACCGCACUAUAGUUCAAAAAAACAGCGAAUUAAUUUGCCGUGCCUGCUACGCUGCCUACCGAUCAAAGACCGGUCUUACAGGGCAUUUCAAGCGCAUCAACCACAUCGGGGAUCAUCGUGGUCUUCAAACAGCAGAGAGACACGGAGUUAGCGCUAGUCUGACUCAGUUUUCAUCGGCCUUUUCCAGGAAAUUUGAGUUUGGAUGGCGAUUGAGACUUCAAGCAAGCCCGGAAACUAUCUGCCAGGUGACAGACCAGAUACAGGAUCGCUUGCGGGGGCACUUGAGAUCUCCCGCUGCCAGCACCCGCACGGAAAUUAACCGGAUUGAUCCGGAUGACGACAUGAAUGAACUGACCUCUUGUCUCCGAAACCUCGUAGAUCGCAAUUCGAAUUACCAGUAUGCUGUGAUAUCUGCGACUAAGGACACCGACACACCCCACGAUCUCUUACGUGCCGUCUAUAUCCUUCUGAGCCAUGGCCGCUCAGUAGAAAAACUCGAGAUGGAGCGCGGAGAGGCAAUUUGGAUCCAGAAAAGCACUAAAAUUGCUAAAGAUAUGAUGUUUCUAGUCAUCAAGCCCCCCGCCAUACGAGUUGAUGACUGCAUUCCAUCAUUGGUAGAAUUGGAUGAAUUUUAUCGGACUUUUUGUCUUGGAUGGCAAAUACCGGUUGAAGACAUUCCAGAAAAGGCUGAGGUCUUCUAUGCUGAGUCCCUGCUCAAAAAUGGUGCGUCUCCAAGUCGAUCAUUAAUGGACAGCUAA
Messenger RNA from Penicillium angulare, 1326 nucleotides. RefSeq lists its product as uncharacterized. The record is from RefSeq and is a predicted model, not a curated record. The coding region runs from base 1 to 1326 and encodes 441 amino acids. The transcript has 3 exons. Lineage: Eukaryota; Fungi; Ascomycota; Eurotiomycetes; Eurotiales; Aspergillaceae.